UGUGAGUGUGUUACUGUGUGUGUGUGUGUGUGAGUGAGUGAGAGAGAGAACGGACGUAAGCAGGAUCAGCGGAAGAAGACACGGAUUCAGGCUUCCAGUGGCAACCGAAAGCGCUUUAUAAGAACCUGGGAAAGCCUUGGAUUUAAAAAAGAAAAAGAUCUUCUCACUUGGUCUGCACCGAAGAUCUCGAGAUCCUGGCAUGUCAUAUGGUUCUGGUGUAUAGUCUAUAGUGUCGAUCUGCAAUCCGAAAGCCGCUUUGAGAUCAAAGUUGAUCGCCACCCGGAGUGUGUGUGUGUGUGGGUGUUCAGGUGUGUUUUAUUAUAACCGGAGUGUGUCGUGUGGACAAGCGACGAUGUUGCUCGACUCGUGAGACUCACACCUUGUCACACACAGACCGACUUCAGAGAUAUUUGACUUCCUACAAAUGCCGUGUUCCUGAUGGCUGCAGAAAACUGACCCAUCGUCACACGACUGAAGACAAAGGGAAGUGAGCGGACAUUGUUCAUCGCCCACGUGGGGCUGAACGUACAAGCAAAAAAAAUAAAAAGGUAUAAUGACUUCCAGAGAGCGCCGCUCAGAGCUGCAUAUAAAGGCUGAGCCCAGCAGUCCUGAGGGUGGAGGAGGCGGCGGGCGGACGAGCCCUGGCGGUGUGUCUUCUGAUUCCUCUCACAGUGGUGGAGGGGGCAUUCGGGGGGAAGGAGCUGUCCGUUAUUCCUCACCCGUAUACAGCCCGGCACUGCGCUGCCACUUUAAGGAGGACGGAGCCGAUGGUGCGGACGAGGGCUCUACAGGCAGCAGCGGGGGGCGCUGCAAAUAUGCCUUGAGCACUCUUCCUAAGAGGCUUUGCCUUGUAUGUGGAGAUGUGGCCUCUGGGUACCACUAUGGUGUGGCCUCCUGCGAAGCCUGCAAGGCGUUCUUUAAGAGAACUAUCCAAGGCAACAUUGAAUACAGCUGUCCGGCAUCUAACGUGUGUGAGAUCACUAAGAGACGCAGGAAGGCCUGUCAGGCAUGUCGCUUUACAAAGUGCCUCAAAGUCGGCAUGCUCAAAGAGGGAGUUCGUCUGGACCGGGUCAGAGGAGGGAGGCAGAAGUACAAGAGGCGGCCGGAAGUGGAGAAUGCUAUGUACCAGAGCACACCAAUACCUGUAAAGAAAGAAGGGGAAAGAGGCUCCCCCAGCAUCAUCGUAUCUCAUCUGCUGGUCGCCGAGCCUGAAAAGCUGUUCGCCAUGCCGGAUCCGUUGCAGCCAGACACCGCUCAGCGCACGCUCACCACGCUGUGCGACCUUGCUGACCGUGAGCUGGUCGUCAUCAUCGGCUGGGCCAAGCAUGUCCCUGGCUUCCUCUCUCUGUCCCUGGCUGACCAGAUGUCUGUCCUGCAGUCCGUAUGGUUGGAGGUGCUCGUCCUUGGGGUGGCGUAUCGCUCUCUGGGCUGUGAGGAUGAAGUGGUGUUUGCUGAAGACUUCGUGCUGGAUGAGGAAAUGUCGCGCGUGGCCGGCUUGACCGAGCUCAAUGCUGCCAUCUGCCAGCUGGCACGGCGCUUCAGGGCUCUGCAGCUGGAGCGUGAGGAGUUUGUCAUGCUAAAGGCCAUCGCACUCACUAACUCAGACUCCGUCUACAUAGAGGACAUUGAGGCUGUGCAGAAGCUGAGGGAUCUCCUGCAUCAGGCUCUGUUAGAGCUGGUGGUCCAGCAGCGUCCUGAAGACCAACAGCGGGCCGGUCGUCUUCUCCUCACGCUGCCCCUACUCCGGCAAACAGCCAACCGCGCACUCACCACUUUCUACAGUAUCAAGACCCGCGGAGGCGUGCCCAUGCAUAAACUCUUCUUGGAGAUGCUGGAAGCCAUGAUGGACUCCCCCUAGUGUGAGGUACACCAGAUGAACAACUGGUCAGCCAAAAAAAAAAAAGGAGAGUUUUUUUUUUUUGUUUUGUUUUCUUAUAAAAGCAUGUGACUGAAAGGCGAGUCAAGAAUCCCUUCGCAUCUCACUCGUAUAUGAAAGCGUGAUGAUCAGCAGGAAAGGCAAUCUCUCGUUCGUCUGAUUGGACUUAUUUCUCACCGUACAAUAUUAGCGUUAAUCACACAGUUUGCUAUCGAUUGAUUUAACAAAAUGGGACUUUCCAUUAGUAUCAUAUUUUAGGGGCUGCAGUGUUGCAAGGAGAUGAUGUUCAGUUACUGUUAUGUGAAAUCUCCUUCGCCUGCAGCACCCCCUUGUGAGCCUAUAGCCAUAUUAAACACCACACAAAUCCA
Molecule: messenger RNA, 2244 nt
Organism: Silurus meridionalis
Lineage: Eukaryota; Metazoa; Chordata; Actinopteri; Siluriformes; Siluridae
Gene: esrra
Product: estrogen-related receptor alpha
Exons: 8
Coding region: 554-1858 (434 amino acids)
Biological process (GO): regulation of DNA-templated transcription
Cellular component (GO): nucleus
Molecular function (GO): steroid binding; sequence-specific DNA binding; DNA-binding transcription factor activity
Source: RefSeq, a predicted model, not a curated record